Exophiala oligosperma is the source of this 2258-nucleotide messenger RNA. RefSeq lists its product as uncharacterized. Gene Ontology annotation, molecular function: fatty acyl-CoA hydrolase activity. The transcript has 3 exons. Lineage: Eukaryota; Fungi; Ascomycota; Eurotiomycetes; Chaetothyriales; Herpotrichiellaceae. Gene Ontology annotation, biological process: acyl-CoA metabolic process. Gene Ontology annotation, cellular component: mitochondrion. Bases 205 to 1584 code for a protein of 459 amino acids. The record is from RefSeq and is a predicted model, not a curated record.
GAUAAUUAAUUCACGAUGCUGGCACAUGGGAUUGUCGUCGAUCGGGUACUUACGAAAGCGAGAGACGGCGAGCUCAUAUUUUGUUGAGACAGUGAGUCACUGGUAGGACCGGAGAGACUGCCUCGACCCAGUAUCGUCUGCCACAGAAAUGCUUCAGCCAUAAAUCCGUUCCCCUUCCUACCAGCACCACGAUUCCCAAUCACAAUGGCCUCGCAUCGACUCCUUCACCUGCCCAGGGUACAAUCCCUGACACGAGCGUGUGCUUAUGGAGCUCAAACUGCUCCGAGACAGACCUCUCUCCGUCCUUUUCACUCGACUACAACUCUUCGCACCGAUGGUGUAUUCAAGGCACUUACAGAAAUGCGUGUGCGCAAGCCGUGGAUCGAGGCAUUGCGAGAAAGAAGAGAAGCAGAAAAGAACCCAGUGUCUACACCCGUGGAAAAUGUGAAGCCAGACCUGACACCUAAACGGAUGUCCGAUAGCUAUGUCAGCGUGGUGCUGCCGUUGUCCAAAGACCCAUGGAUGCUUGACACAUAUGCAAAUUCCGCCGGACAGAUACGCACUGGUACUUUACUGAUGGACCUUGACGCUCUGGCCGGGGUGGUCGCGUACAAACACACCGGCGAAGGCGUUACCACUGUGACGGCUGCUGUGGAUAGGAUUACCAUUAAAAAUCCGAUCCGUGAGAUAUGCGACUUGCAGCUCAGUGGCCAGGUGUCUUUUGCUACUGGUAGGAGCAGCAUGGAGAUCACUCUCCAGAUCGCCAAAGCACCAGAAGAAGGCCAACAGGUCGCCCCAGAGGAUGUCUUCAUGACGUGUGCUUUCACCAUGGUAGCGCUGGACCCCAACACCAGGAAACCCAUCAACAUUGCCCCGUUGGAGGUCACCACCCCUGCCGAAAAGGCCCUCUUCUCCAAAGGUGAAGAGAACUACAAGAGGAAGAAGGCCAUGAAAUCCUCGCACAUUCUCGCCAAAGCCCCCGACGCGGAAGAAUCUUCACUCAUUCACAAAAUGUGGACCGACUCUCUUGCCUACGCAGAUACUCACAAUCCCAAGAAUCAACCUCAAAAUGUCCUCGCCAUGUCCAAGACACAAAUCCACAGUACUCAAAUCAUGCAACCUCAGAUGCGCAACAGGCACAACUUUAUGAUCUUCGGUGGUUUCCUCCUCAAAACCACCUUCGAAUUAGCAUUCACUUGUGCCGCUGCCUUUUCACAUACUCGACCGAGGUUCAUCAACCUUGAUCCCAGCACCUUUGAAGAACCCGUGCCAGUAGGAUCGGUUCUUUACGUCGCGGCGGGGGUGUCGUACACCGAGCCAGACCCCAGCGGUGGGACACGUAUCCAGGUCAUGGUUCGAACGCACGUGCGCCCGGUCGAACAUCAAGACAAGGAACGCAAGUCGACGGGGACGUUCUUCUACACUUUCUACACACCGUCCGAUGUCAGUGUCCUGCCACAGACUUAUAGCGAAUUCAUGGGCUGGGUGGCAGGUCGACGCAGAGCACAGAAUUUGGCCGCCACACUUGCCGCGGAUCCUCACCAGUUGCUUACGACGUCUCAAGCCGAGCCAUUGACAGAAUGAGGUAGUCGCAGUUCCCUUGCUCCUCGAAGGCAGAACAGCGUUUCGGAACAAGUCAUCGCCGUCGCUAUCGGCAGAUUUGAUAUACCAAAGUGUGUGAGCCCGCCACAAGCCUGUGCACUCGUGGUGAUCACAGUUCCUACGACAUGGCUUCCGACGGAGGCGCGUCCGCCGAUUUAUAUGGGUAGGAACGUGAUUAUCCCUAGUCCCUAGUACGGAGUGCCAAUGUCGAGAGGAAGCCACAUUGGUAGCAAACCUGACUCGACGAGUUGUGAGUCAGUCAAAAAAUGCGCGAUGGUUGCUGAUGUGGUACUCUGUGAGGACAAAGCAUGUGGGCUUUUGUUUGUCCACGGCGUGUUGCAGACGAUUGUGACCACCACUCCAAACGAGAUUCAAACCGACUCAUCAACCCUUGGUCAAAGUGCUGCUGCGCAUACAUGACCGAGAAAGGAUGUUUUCAAGUGAACAAAACAGGGACAUCAUAGUAGUCGACAAGCUAGAAGUAGGAUAUCGAAGUGGAAGUGGAAUUGUGUCCCCCAUGCGAACGCCCGAACUUCAGACUUCUAGUAUGGUUGUUACGGGGCCCUCAGCGUAGGUCUUUCUGCCUUGGGCCAUACUACCAUCUAUAGAGGUGAGAGGACUAUAUAUCUACGGUAUAUACACUUCGUACAAUUCCC